Molecule: messenger RNA, 1842 nt
Organism: Trichoderma atroviride IMI 206040
Lineage: Eukaryota; Fungi; Ascomycota; Sordariomycetes; Hypocreales; Hypocreaceae
Source: RefSeq, a predicted model, not a curated record
AUGGCAGCUCCUGUAAACGGAGACCCGAGGUUCAAUCCUCUCCACGGCAACCCGUUCGAGACAAGAGACGAUGUCGCCAAGGCUGUGGUAUCUCUAUUCGAACCUUUGUUACCUGUUUUCUCAAAAGGGUGCGCUCGUGUUCAGAUUGAUGCGUCCACAUCCACUUGGGAUCGUGCAGCCUGUGAUUUGGAGGGCUAUGCCAGGCCUUUAUUUGGCAUUGCGCCGUUGGUUGCCGGCGGAGGGCAAUUUGACCAUUGGGACAUGUACAGGGAAGGGCUUAAGAACGGUACAGAUCCUCAGCAUUCAGAAUAUUGGGGACCAGUGCCAUCAAUGGACCAACGCCAUGUGGAAGCAGCUGCUCUUGCAUAUGCGAUUUUGCUUGUCCCAGGUCAUUAUUGGGAACCACUCGAAGACUCGGUAAAAAGCAAUGUCGUUAAAUGGCUGCUGCAGAGCCGCAAUGGAGAACAUGGAUCAAAUAACCAUAAAUACUUUCGCAUCAUGGUGGAUCUUGCGCUGGAAAGUGUUGGCGUUGAAGUCGAAAGCACUGGCACAAACGAAUACUUGGACGAUAUGGAGAGGCUAUAUAUAUCAGAUGGAUGGUAUCGCGAUGGAGAAGACGAAGGCGACACACGCCGUAUAGACUAUUAUAAUCCGUUCGCCAUGCACUACUACGGUCUAUUCUACGCCGUCCAUCGACCGUCAGACAAGGCACGCGGCGAACGAUUUAAAGAGAGGGCACGAGAGUUCGCGCCGGCCUUCUUACACUGGUUCGCAGACUCAGGUUCAAACGUUCCCUAUGGCCGCAGUCUAGCAUACAGACAAUGCGUUGCUGCGUACUGGGGCUAUCUAGCAGUAGCUGGGGUCGAGGCAUUGCCAUGGGGCGUCAUCAAGGGUAUAUAUCUCCGCAACCUGCGAUGGUGGGCGGCACAACCAAUCUCAAGACGAGAUGGUAUCCUGACGCUUGGUUACGCGUAUCCAAAUCCUUUCAUGGCAGAAAGAUACCUAUCGACCGGCUCUCCUUACUGGGCUAUGAAGGUUUUUGGUCCACUGAGCUUGCCUGAAGAUCAUCCAUUCUGGAGAGCAAAGGAACUUCCCAUGCCAGAGCGUCCGUCAAUCGCCCCCUUCUCAGUACCCGGCCUUGCCUUUAUGCAUAUGCCCGGUCAUACGAUUAUGCUCAACUCUGGACCGGAUUCAAAUAAAGCCAUGCGCUUUGUACCGGAGAAAUAUCUCAAGUUUGCUUAUUCAAGUCGAUAUGGUUUCUCAGUGGAGAGCGAUAGCCGAGGAUUUGACGUCGGUGCUUUCGAUAGCAUGAUUGCGCUGAGUGACGACGACAUACAUUAUAGGGUGCGUGAACAUUGUGAGGUUGCUAAAAUGGCUGGGAAUAAAAUUUAUUCCUUAUGGCGUCCAUGGUCUGACGUUGUUGUUGAAACAUGGCUCAUUCCAUCUGCCAAUUGGCAUAUUCGCAUUCAUCGAAUCCAGUCGCCUCGACCGCUUACCACUAUUGAAGGCGGAUUCGCAGCUCCAAGGGCUGAUUUCAGCGGCGACUUCAGUGGCAUACUGGAUGCUUCUUCGCCACCAAAGCGAAUUGGCAGGGUUACCAAACCUCACGGCAAUACUAACUUGAUGUUUCCACGCACGCUGGUGCCCCAGCUCAAGGGAACUGUCGAAGCCAACAAGACACAGAUAUUUGUUUGCGCUGUCCUUGCAGGUCCGAAUGGAAAGUCGAUCAAGGAGCAUUGGCAGACCCCCCCUGUGAUUCCGACGGUUGAUGAGCUUGAACGAGAAUUUCAAGAUAAGGGAGAAGAUAUUUCCAUUGCGAAGCCAUAUUCAGCACGAAGAUGA